Messenger RNA from Drosophila kikkawai, 3381 nucleotides. It is a transcript of the gene AGO2, whose product is annotated as Argonaute 2. Gene Ontology annotation, molecular function: RNA endonuclease activity; protein binding; single-stranded RNA binding. The record is from RefSeq and is a predicted model, not a curated record. Gene Ontology annotation, biological process: regulatory ncRNA-mediated post-transcriptional gene silencing. Lineage: Eukaryota; Metazoa; Arthropoda; Insecta; Diptera; Drosophilidae.
UCACAACAUCGGCAUUUUACCAUCACUAAACAUCGCAUAAAGAAACAAGAACAGAAAACAGAAACAAGAAACUGAAAACUGAAAAGUAAAUUUACCGUGGUAAAUUCUCCAAAUUUAAAAUGGGAAAGAAAAACAAAUAUAAGCAAGAAGAGGAGAAGCCAAAGCCUGCGGCUGCUGCACCUCCGCCAGCACAACAACAACAACCACAACAACAACGUCAACCAGCAAGCUCUGGCCCGAGUACUUCUGCUGCUUCGGGCGGAUGGCAGACCCAAAGUGGCCAGCAACAGCAAAGGUCCCAACAAGGCCAAGGAUGGGGCGGACAGCAGGGAACUCAACAGCAGCGUGGGCAGCAAGGACAACAAGGCGGCUACCAGUCCAGAGGACCGCCACAGCAGCAGCAGCAGCAAGGUGGAUACCAGUCCAGGGGCCCACCACAGCAGCAGCAGCAGCAAGGUGGCUACCAAUCCAGAGGACCACCACAGCAGCAGCAGCAAGGGGGCUACCAGUCCAGGGGCCCACCGCAGCAGCAACAGCGAGGUGGCUACCAGUCCAGAGGACCACCACAGCAGCAACAGCAAGGUGGCUACCAGCAACGUGGACAGCAGGGACAGGGUCAGGGUUCCUACCAAUCUCGUGGACCGCCUCAACAACAAGUCGCCUUGCCGCCGCAGCCUGCCGGCACUAUCAAACGUGGUACAAUCGGCAAACCCGGCCAGGUGGCCGUUAACUAUCUGGACAUAAACAUGGAGAAAAUGCCAGCAAAGGCCUACCAUUACGAUGUGAAGAUCGAACCAGAGCGACCCAAGAAGUUCUACAGACAGGCCUUCGAGCAGUUCCGCGUGAAUCAACUGGGCGGAGCCAUUGCCGCCUUUGAUGGCAGAGCCUCUUGCUAUUCGGCGGACAAGCUGAACACUAAGACACCUAAUGGUGAAGUGACUGUGACAGAUGCCCAUGGUCGCACUUUGAAGUAUACAGUGGAAAUCAAGGCCACUAACGAUUUGGAAAUCGAUCUAAACUCGCUGAGAAACUAUAUGUCUGAUCGAAUCUUUGACAAACCUAUGCGGGCCAUGCAGUGCCUCGAGGUAGUAAUGGCCGCGCCAUGCCACAGCAAGUCCAUUCGGGCAGGACGCUCCUUCUUCAAGAUGUCCGAGCCGGGCCAGCGUCGUGAGCUAGACGAUGGCUAUGAGGCUUUGGUUGGUCUUUAUCAGGCCUUUAUGCUGGGCGAUCGUCCUUUUUUGAACGUCGACAUUUCGCACAAGUCCUUUCCGAUAGCCAUGCCGGUGCUCGAGUAUUUGGAGAGAUAUGGCCUGAAGGCGAAGAUCAACCGGGACACCAAUUUGGGUAAUUCGCGUCGCUUCAUUGAGCCGUUCUUAAAGGGCAUCAAUGUAGUUUAUACGCCGCCACAAGCGUUUGGCUCGGCGCCUCGAGUUUACAAAAUAAACGGGCUUUCAAUGAAUCCGGCCAUUAGCCAGACAUUUGAGGCCGACGGCAAACAAAUCACCAUUGCUAAUUACUUCAAGGAACGCAACUACCAGCUGCAGUUUCCGCAACUCCACUGCCUGCAUGUGGGACCUCCCAUGAAGAAUAUUAUGGUACCCAUCGAGCUCUGUCGCAUUGAGGCUGGACAGGCAUUGAAUCGCAAAGAUGGGGCCACGCAGGUGGCCAAUAUGAUCAGGUUCGCCGCCACUUCGACCAAUGAGCGCAAGGCCAAGAUCAUGAACCUGCUUAAAUUCUUUGAGCACAAUCUCGACCCAACCGUCAGCCGGUUUGGCAUUCGCAUUGCCAAUGAUUUCAUCGUUGUGUCCACUCGCAUUCUCAAUCCGCCGCAGCUGGAGUAUCAGGGCAACAGGUGGUGCCCGGUCAGAAACGGUUCGUGGCGCAUGGACGGCAUGCGGUUCCUGGAGCCCAAGCCCAAGGCUCACAAGUGGGCCAUACUGUACUUUGAUCCGCCGUACGGUCGUAAGAUGCACUACAACCAGGUGAGCGACUUUGAGCGCCAAAUGCUUUCCCAGUCCAAGACGGUGAGCGUGAGCCUGGCCGACAAGGCUGAAAUUAGGACCUUCACGGACGAGCGCAAUCUGGACGCUUGCUUUGGGGAUCUCAAGAAGGCCCAGUGCGAUCUGGCCUUUGUGAUCAUACCGCAGAACGGAGCCUCCUACGAUGUGAUUAAGCAAAAGGCCGAACUGCAGCACGGCAUUCUGACGCAGUGCAUCAAACAGUUUACCGUGGAGCGUAAGCUAAAUCCCCAGACCAUUGGCAACAUCCUGCUGAAGGUCAACUCCAAGCUGAAUGGCAUCAAUCAUAAGCUUAAAGAUGAUCCUCGUCAGCCCAUGCUCAAGAAUGCCAUGUUUUUGGGCGCUGAUGUCACCCACCCGUCCCCGGAUCAGCGUGAAAUUCCGAGCGUGGUGGGCGUGGCUGCUUCGCACGAUAAAUACGGUGCCGCCUACAAUAUGCAGUAUCGCUUGCAGCGCUCGGCUUUGGAGGAGAUCGAGGAUAUGGAGUCCAUAACCUUGGAGCAUUUGCGUGUAUAUUACCAGUACUGCAAGUCGUAUCCGGAGCACAUUCUCUACUAUCGUGAUGGUGUGAGUGAUGGACAAUUUCCGAAAAUUAAGAACGAGGAGCUGAGAGGCGUAAAGGCAGCUUGCGCCAAGAUGAAAAUCAAUCCAAAAAUUUGCUGCGUUAUUGUGGUUAAGCGCCAUCACACUCGCUUCUUCCCGAACGGCGAGCCUUCGCAGUACAACAAGUUCAAUAAUGUGGACCCUGGAACCGUGGUCGAUCGCACUAUUGUGCAUCCCAACGAGAUGCAGUUCUUCAUGGUUAGCCACCAGUCGAUCCAGGGUACCGCCAAGCCAACGCGUUACAAUGUCAUUGAGAAUACAGGCAAUCUAGAUAUUGAUUUGCUCCAGCAAUUGACCUACAAUCUCUGCCACAUGUUUCCACGAUGCAAUCGCUCCGUUUCGUAUCCAGCACCGGCCUACUUGGCCCACUUGGUGGCUGCCCGUGGACGUGUUUAUCUAACGGGUACAAGCCGGUUCCUGGAUCUGAAGAAGGAAUAUGAGAAGCGAAAGAUUGUGCCCGAAUUUAUGAAGACGAAUCCCAUGUACUUUGUCUAGGCAAAGAGUGAAACUCGAAAGCCUACUUCUCUUAUUCUUUUAUUAUAUUUCUUUAUUGAUUUAUCACAUUUCUUAAACCAUAUAAAUACAUAUAUUAUAUUGGAUGUACUCUGUGGAUUCCCUCAAGAGUUUUGAGCCUUGAAAUUAUAUAUUUCAAUGCAUUUUCUUUUUCUAAAGUGAGAUGAAAAUGCUCUUAAAGGAAUCAACAAAGAAUAAACCUUUUAAAUAUUCAUUAAUCACAAAUAAAACUCAACUGAAACAGGAA